AAUCAAUUAAAAGAAAGAAAGAAAGGAAGGAAAUUAAUCCUUCUCCGCUCCUCGAUUCAUCCCCAAAUUCUCGUCGAAUCCGCGCGCUCCUCGCGGUGGGGAAUUUCUCGUCGGGAUUUCGCCGUGCUUGUUCCUGCCGAUCUCCGGCGAGCAGGGAGGGGCGCUGCCGUCGUCGUGUUUAGAAAUAAUUCAAGCUGAUGAAUUUCCGCAAAGGAAGAAAGGUGGAGGUGUUGCAGAAGAGGGAUGCACCCGCAGGUUCCUGGAGGCCUGCUGAGAUUGUUUCUGGCAAUGGACACACCUACCUUGUAAGCUAUGAUUCAUGUCCAACUCAGAAUAGUGUGGAUGCGGAAAGGGUGCCAAGGAAGGAGAUGCGACCUUUGCCCCCACCCUCAGAUGGUCCUAUAUGCUGGGUCAAAGGUGACAUUGCAGAGGUGUUUGACAGCUACGCAUGGAAAGUUGUGGAAGUAAUGAGAUUGCUUGGUUUUAGUUACUAUCUCGUCAGAUUCCUUGGAUCCUCCCUAGAGCUGGAAGUACAUUCAUCCAACCUUAGGAUAAGGCAGCUAUGGGAAGAUGGCAAAUGGGUUGCUAUUCCAAAGGAUUCUGCAAGAUGCCCUGGUGGUUCACCUAGAAGCCAGCUGAGACGUGGAAAAUCUGGACAUGAGUUGGUCCACGCUUCAAGGGACAGGCGCCUUCUACUGAAGAGUAAUAAAGUAUUUCAGGGAAAUACAUCUCAUGGCAUGAAGAGAAAAUCAUCUGCCCUUUCAGCUUUCCCUAUGCCGUACAGUGAAGUUAGUAAGAGAUUUCAUGCAUCUCACAGAGAUGGAGGGUGCCUACUUCUUGUUCCUGGAGAUUCUCAUCAUUUGAUGGAAAAGGUAGAUGCUGUUGAUUCCCCAUGCUUAGUGCUGGGAAAAACAUACGUGCAUGAUUCCUUAGGUAACAGAGCAAAUGGCUUUCAUAAAACAAAUUUGGCAGCAGUAAACACUAAUUUUGAUCAUCUGGAUCCUGCUGUAACAACUCAAGAUAGUGAUACUGUUAGUGACAUAUCUUCUGUUGGUAGUUGCAACCCCUGCAGUAACCCCUAUCAGUCAACACACCCUCAAGAGUAUGACCAUGCAGAUAUUUGUAGUAGGACUGAUGAUGCCAAAGCUUCUAUAACUGGAAGAGAAUCAUCUAGUAGGAAUGAUGAUGCUGAAGCUUCUGUAUCUGGAAGAGAAUCAGCUGUUCCUGUCAAUGAUGGUCUGGAAGAAAAAACCCAUUUGCUUGAGUUGCAUGCUUAUCGUGCAACACUGAUGGCACUAUAUGCAUCUGGGUCAAUUAGCUGGGAGCAAGAGGCUUUGAUGACUAAUCUGAGGCUUACACUGAACAUCUCAACUGAUGAACAUUUAUCUGAGUUAAGGAAUUUGAUUUCAUCUGAAGUUCAUUCUAGAUAGUCAUAUGAAACAGUAGGCAUAUCACUUAUUUUGAAAUUGUAGAGUCAUGGCUAGUGUAGAAAUCACAUUCAGUUGCUGAGGUGCUUGAUGUUCUGUAUUACCAUGGAAAAAUGUUGUAUGAUAGGUUUGCCAAAGCUUCUCAAAUGCUCUACUUUUGUUCCCUGUUAACUCAAGGAUCUCUUUCUUUAAUGGAACCCUGCUGUCUAUUUAACUUCGUACUAUCU
This is a messenger RNA of Oryza brachyantha (malo sina), 1654 nucleotides long. RefSeq lists its product as uncharacterized. The transcript has 3 exons. Lineage: Eukaryota; Viridiplantae; Streptophyta; Magnoliopsida; Poales; Poaceae. The record is from RefSeq and is a predicted model, not a curated record. The coding region runs from base 198 to 1430 and encodes 410 amino acids.